AUGGUAGUCACAAAGAUGAAAAAGUCUCUAGAGUCAAUCUACUCUAGGCUCCAAUUUGUUAUGAAAAGUGGAAAGUAUGUGCUAAGAUACAAACAAACUCUAAAGAUGAUCAGACAGGGCAAAGUGAAAUUGGUUAUCCUUACCAACUGCCCAGCUUUGAGGAAAUCUGAAAUAGAAUACUACACUGUGUUGGCUAAAACUAGUGUCCAUCAUUACAAUGGCAAUAAUAUUCAAUUGGUGACAACAUGCAGAAAAUACUACAGAAUAAGCACACUGGCUACGAUUGACCCAGGUGAUUCUGAUACUAAUAGAAGCAUGCAAGACCAGACUGGUGAAAAGUAA
This is a messenger RNA of Microtus ochrogaster (prairie vole), 342 nucleotides long. Its product is annotated as 60S ribosomal protein L30-like. Bases 1 to 342 code for a protein of 113 amino acids. The record is from RefSeq and is a predicted model, not a curated record. The transcript has a single exon. NCBI's taxonomy places the organism in Eukaryota, Metazoa, Chordata, Mammalia, Rodentia, Cricetidae.